GUAGAGAGGGCAGCCGAUACUUUGCCAUGCCAGUCCUCGCAAAGCCGCUAUGGCUGCAGGGUCAGCUCGAAAGUUAACUGCGUUUGUGGACAAGCUCGGCAAUUGUACGAAGUGUUUGCGACUGCCAAGACUGAGUUCACACAGCGUGCGGUGGCAACAUGCGUCGUGGUUUGCUCUCCGGCAGGACAGGAGGUUGCAGCACCCCCUUGGCGGCAGUGGCCAAGGUACACGAGCCAGCUGCUGCAGUUGCAGGCAUGGCACCACCACUGCACCAGCCCAGUUCACACCCCGUCGGACAUUCAUGACGACGGCCCCCUGGUCUCAGGCACCCCUGGUUCAGCAACCAGGCAGUCUGCCCGAGACCAGCACAGACCCAUUCGAGCUGUCCAAGCAGGACCUGGCAGACAUCUAUGAUGCCAUCAAAAAGGAGUUAUGGGUGUCAAAGCCUCAGCUGAACGAAAUUGCCAGCUACUACUUUGAUGGCCAGGGAAAAGCUUUUCGCCCGAUGAUCUGCACCUUGAUGGCCAGAGCUGUGAACAUUCAUGUGCACAAUAGAAAUGUACUUUUAGAUUUUCAAAAGAAAGUGGCAUUAUUGUGCGAAAUGAUCCACACUGCCAGCCUUGUCCACGAUGAUGUCAUUGACACCUCCGACACACGGCGAGGAAAGCCCAGUGUCAACGUGUUAUGGGGGCAGAAAAAGGCAAUUCUAGCGGGUGACUUCGUGCUCUCCCGAACAGCACAAUUGCUUGCCAAGAUUGGGAGCAAUGACGUCAAUAGUUUCCUGUCUCAGGUUCUUGUGGACUUAGUUCAAGGAGAAUUCAUGCAGCUGGGUUCCAAAGAAGACGAGGGAGAGCGAUUCUCUCAUUAUAUACAAAAAACAUUCAAGAAGACUGCCAGCCUCAUUGCCUUUGCCUGCAGAUCCGUAUCCAUACUUGGAGGUGGAGAUGAGAAAAUACAGGAGGCAGCCUACCAGUAUGGCAGAAAUGUUGGCAUUGCAUUUCAGUUGGUUGACGACCUCCUAGACUUUGUAUCCAGCCAGUCUGAUCUCGGCAAGCCUGCUGCUGCUGACCUCCGGCUAGGACUUGCCACUGCACCUGUCCUGUUUGCUUGUGACAAGUACCCUGAGCUGAAUGCUAUGAUAAUGCGACGCUUCUCAGAGCCUGGAGAUGUGGAAAGGGCCUAUGAGGCAGUUCUGAAGAGUGAUGGCCUAGAGCACACGCGGCUGCUGGCACAGAAGCACUGCAGCGAAGCCGUGCGGCACCUCGCACCGUGGGUCGAGUCACCAGAAAAGCAGGCACUGAUCAGCAUCACCGAAAAAGUGCUCAACCGCAAGAAGUAACCACAAUGCAGGCCCACGUCCAUUCCACAAGACGAAACUGGGCUACACAAAAUAGGUGCAGAGAUUUAGACAAACUGUACAUAAAACAAAGCCAAUGCCUGCAGCCCUAAAACUCUACCACCGCCCAUGUGGAGAGAGGAGUAUAUGCGUCGAGCUGUUUCAUAUAUUUUGCCUGACAAUCGGAAGGAAUCUGACAAAGUGACCUUCACAAAUGUGAUGGCCAUUGCGUGCUUAAAAAAAAAAAAAAAUAGUGCUAUUGAACUUUGCGCAUGCAGAAGACAACGAAGGCGCUGUCUUUCCGAUGCUUAUAAUGGCUCCAUUUGUUUGCCUGAAUUUCAUCUGUGAGUGCUGAUACCAGCACUGGAGAGAAGUGGCAAGCAGAGCAACAGAUAACACGGGUGCUAGUUGUACAUAAGACCUCUCUCUGAUUAAUGUACAUAAAAGUAAUGAGCUUGGCCUUGAAUAUAAAUCAUAGACAAGAAAAAGCAUUUCUGUGUGGGAAAGUUACGUUCACUGUACACUAAGAUGGCAUACUUGCAAUGACGAAAAUUACUAUUGUUUGAAAGAGUUUAUAACACGACCAACCAGUUAUACUUAAUAAUUACACGUUAUUUAUCUUCUGCAAGUUAGAUGUGCUUGCAGAGUAUACAUACUACCCUAAUAAUGCUGUUAAAAAAAUAACCUGUACAUAGGAGUAUAUGACGUUUUGGGAAGUACUAUAAACAUAUUAAGCCUAUUACUGUAAUUGAAAAUAAGAAAGAAAGGAUUGUUUGGCCUCUUUGUUACAGUUACAUAAGUCAUUGAUGUUUUAAGGCAUUCAUUUGUAAUGGAACACUAACAGAUCUAAACAAAGCAAAUAAAAAUUAACAAGUGUCACCAGA
Molecule: messenger RNA, 2220 nt
Organism: Dermacentor albipictus
Lineage: Eukaryota; Metazoa; Arthropoda; Arachnida; Ixodida; Ixodidae
Gene: qless
Product: decaprenyl diphosphate synthase subunit 1 qless
Biological process (GO): ubiquinone biosynthetic process; isoprenoid biosynthetic process
Cellular component (GO): mitochondrion; transferase complex
Molecular function (GO): prenyltransferase activity
Source: RefSeq, a predicted model, not a curated record